UUGUGGUGGAGGACAGUGGAGGUCUGGAGUUUGGCUGUGUCGGGGCGGGAGGCUGUGCGUGGUUCUCGUGUCGUUGGCUGGGCCCAGCCCGAGCUGCACAGACACAGCCCUCGGCGGAAUGACUGACAUUUCUGAAGCAGUUUCAAAUUUUGAAGAGAUGUUUGCCAAUAGAUUCACAAAAGAUGACAAAGAAUACCAGGAAUACCUGAAACGCCCUCCUGGGUCCCCUCCAAUUGUUGAGGAAUGGAAUAGCAGAGCUGGUGGAAGCCAAAGAAAUAGAGGCAAUCGGUUACAAGACCGACAGUUUAGAGGUGGGGAUAGCAGACGGGGGUGGCCAAGCGACAAUCGAUCCAAUCAAUGGCAUGGACGACCCUGGGGUAAUAAUUACCCAUCGCACAGACAAGAACCCUACUAUCCCCACCAGUAUGGACAGUAUGGUUACAACCAAGGGCCUCCUUAUGGUUACUACUGAGAGAAAUGUUUUUAGUAAAACCAUUUUCUUUGUUAA
This is a messenger RNA of Otolemur garnettii (small-eared galago), 508 nucleotides long. It is a transcript of the gene RAMAC, whose product is annotated as family with sequence similarity 103 member A1. The coding region runs from base 119 to 472 and encodes 117 amino acids. Gene Ontology annotation, biological process: RNA 5'-cap (guanine-N7)-methylation. The transcript is spliced from 3 exons. The record is from RefSeq and is a predicted model, not a curated record. NCBI's taxonomy places the organism in Eukaryota, Metazoa, Chordata, Mammalia, Primates, Galagidae. Gene Ontology annotation, molecular function: RNA binding.